AAAAUGUGAGAGCGGGCCGCCCUCUGCUGCUCUGCUGGAAACCUCUUUUCUGGUUGGUCUGGCUGGAAAUGACCGGCUCCCGCGCUCCGCGGACAUAAAAGGGAGGGUUUCAGCUGUUGGUAAAACAUUUCUCUGAGUCGUGACUGUAGAGAGUAUCUGAAAAUGAGUGGUCGAGGAAAAACCGGAGGAAAAGCCAGAGCUAAGGCAAAGACCCGCUCCUCCCGUGCCGGGCUCCAGUUCCCAGUCGGCCGUGUUCACAGACUGCUCCGCAAAGGAAACUACGCUCAGCGUGUGGGAGCCGGCGCCCCCGUCUAUCUGGCGGCUGUGCUGGAGUAUCUGACCGCUGAGAUCCUGGAGCUGGCUGGAAACGCUGCCCGCGACAACAAGAAGACCCGUAUCAUCCCCCGUCACCUGCAGCUGGCUGUCCGCAACGACGAGGAGCUCAACAAGCUGCUGGGCGGAGUGACCAUCGCUCAGGGCGGAGUGCUGCCCAACAUCCAGGCCGUCCUGCUGCCCAAGAAGACCGAGAAGCCCGCCAAGAAGUAAAACUGGAGACUCGCUGACUGCUGGAAACCAGACCCAAAAAAGGCUCUUUUAAGAGCCACACACUUUCCUGAUAAAGAGGUGUUUC
Molecule: messenger RNA, 631 nt
Organism: Sander lucioperca (pikeperch)
Lineage: Eukaryota; Metazoa; Chordata; Actinopteri; Perciformes; Percidae
Product: histone H2A-like
Exons: 1
Coding region: 163-546 (127 amino acids)
Cellular component (GO): nucleosome
Molecular function (GO): DNA binding; protein heterodimerization activity; structural constituent of chromatin
Source: RefSeq, a predicted model, not a curated record